AUGGUUAGCAUAAAUUUUGCUAAAUCAUGGUUCUUAUCUGAUGUUGAGCAAGAUAUUGUAACAUCUUCACCAACUGUCAUGACAGGUAGAUGGAAUUCUAAGGAAGAUUUUAGAAGUGAAGAAAUAUCUCAUGAUGAAUUGACUACCUAUUACAGAGAGCUAUGCAACAAAAGUGAGGAAGUUUAUCAAAUAAGAGUGAAACAAAGAAUGAUCAUAGCUAAGCUUAAGGCUGAGAAGGAAGAAUACCUUGCUGAUAAUUCUGAACUCCAAAAUAAAGUAACCAUAUUAACAUCGCAACUUGAUAAUGUAAUCCAGGGUGUUAGAAUGUUGAAUAAUGGAUCUGAUGUGCUGGAUGAUAUUCUUCAAGAGUCAGAAGUUGAAAUGAGUCUUGUCGGUGAAUUAACAUACUUUCUUGGACUUCAAGUAAAACAAAUGAAUGACUCUAUCUUCAUCUCUCAAAGUAAGUAUCCGAAAAACAUUAUGAAGAAGUUUGGUAUGGAAAAUGCAAGUCACAAGCGGACACCUGCUCAUACUCACUUAAAAUUAUCAAAGGAUGAAGAAGGUAUUGUUGUUGAUCAAAGUUCAUACAAAAGUAUGAUUGGUAGUUUGUUUUACCUUACAUCUAGCAGACCAGAUAUCACAUUUGUUAUGGGUUCCAUGCUGAUAGGGUAUUGUGAUGCAGAUUGGGAUGGUAGUGUUUAUGAUAGAAAAAGCACCUCUGAUGGAAGUAGUGGUUCACAGCUAAUCAAAUCAUCCGACGCACAGAAAAUUGCCCAUGCCGAAGCCAAGAAGGAAUGCUAUGUUGCGUAUUGCAUUCAGACAGCGGUCGAUAUGGCUAACUUCGAUAGAAUCUCUCAUACUAAAUCGGCGAAUGAGGCAUGGGAUAUUCUUGUCAAGAAAGACAAUGGAUUGACAAAAGUCAAGGACGAAGGAGCGAACUUUUCACGCCAAGAUUCAGAUGAUUUUGAAGGUAUGGUGGUUAUGGCUGCAGUUACAGAUAACCAUCUCUAA
Messenger RNA from Vicia villosa (hairy vetch), 1011 nucleotides. RefSeq lists its product as uncharacterized. Bases 1 to 1011 code for a protein of 336 amino acids. The record is from RefSeq and is a predicted model, not a curated record. NCBI's taxonomy places the organism in Eukaryota, Viridiplantae, Streptophyta, Magnoliopsida, Fabales, Fabaceae. The transcript is spliced from 7 exons.